This is a messenger RNA of Oryzias latipes (Japanese medaka), 8703 nucleotides long. RefSeq names its product tetratricopeptide repeat protein 28. Gene Ontology annotation, molecular function: protein binding. The record is from RefSeq and is a predicted model, not a curated record. Lineage: Eukaryota; Metazoa; Chordata; Actinopteri; Beloniformes; Adrianichthyidae.
AUUAACAAACCAUCUAACAGAAACAAGUCCCUUUGUUUUACUGUGAGAAUCAAUAAACAGUGCCCCCUUUUAUUUUCCUACUUUUGCCCAUGCCCUUGCAAAAUCUUUUAACGGCUCUUGACCUACGUUGUUAAAUCUUUUAUUUUUCUCCUUCUAACCUAAUUUUAAACUUAUGUUUUCAAUUACGAAUGUUACAUUUCCGUAUUGAAAUAAUAAGCGACUGCAUAACUGGGAGCUGAGCGCUUACAAAUCCGCUGUGGCAACAGGGGAAAAAGGGAAGAAAAAAAAAAGAAAAGAAAGAAAAAAACCAUUUGACAACAUGGCGCACUUUCCUUGAGCAAAGUUUCCUUUGAAGGGCAAACAGCUGCAUCAUUUUUAUUUCUUAUUUUGGGGAAAUUCCUUCCACCGUUAGCGACACUUUCGUCACGAAGUGAACUUAUUUGAAGGUCGCAUUAGGAAAAAAGUCUCGCGCUCUGAUCGGAGUGUGAUGGGAUGAAAGCGAUAACCCGUGGCGCAAACCAACGCAGUCAGACGGGAUGGAGAAACAACCGACUCUGAAAGAAAAGCUUUCCAUCUUCAGCUCUCGGACUGCCGGCAGGCCCGCGAGGUGUCUGGCUGCAGACAGCAUGGCCGGCUGUGGCCUCAGCAAGGCUGGGUUCAUGGAGAAGGUGCAGCAGAGCAACGAGGCGUGCCAGCGCGGGGACUUUCAGGCCGCCGUCCGCUUGUACAGCGAGGCUCUGCAGGCCGACCCGCAAAACUGCAUCCUGUUCAGCAAUCGGUCGGCUGCUUUUCUCAAACUUGGGGAACACCAGGCAGCUCUUGACGAUGCUGAAAGAGCUUGUGAACUCAAUCCCAAGUGGCCAAAAGCAUACUUCCGACAGGGUGUUGCCCUUCAGUACCUUGGUCGCCAUGCCGACGCUCUGGCCGCCUUUGCCUCCGGGCUGGCCCAAGACCCAAAGAGCCUGCAGCUACUGGUGGGCAUGGUGGAAGCCGCCAUGAAGUCACCAUUACGGGGUUCUCUGGAGCCCACCUAUCAGCAGCUGCAAAAGAUGAAGCUGGACAAAAGUCCGUUUGUGGUGGUCUCUGUGAUUGGCCAGGAGCUGCUGACAGCAAGCCACCACACAGCGUCUGUGGUGGUGCUGGAGGCCGCUUUAAAGAUCGGCACGUGCAGCCUCAAGUUACGCGGCUCUGUCUUCUCGGCGCUCAGCAGCGCCCACUGGUCCCUGGGCAACACGGAGAAGAGCACAGGAUACAUGCAGCAAGACUUGGAAGUGGCCAAGACUUUAGGUGACCAAACAGGGGAAUGCCGUGCUCAUGGGAAUCUGGGCUCGGCAUUCUUCUCCAAAGGCAACUAUCGUGAAGCUUUGACCAACCACCGCAACCAGCUGGUUCUGGCCAUGAAGUUAAAAGACAGAGAGGCUGCCUCCAUGGCUCUGAGCAGCCUGGGUCAUGUGUAUACAGCUAUAGGGGACUAUCCAAACGCCCUAGCCAGCCACAAGCAGUGCGUUCUGCUGGCCAAGCAGUCCAAGGAUCAACUGUCAGAGGCCCGGGAGCUGGGAAACAUGGGGGCAGUUUACAUCGCCAUGGGAGACUUUGAAAACGCUGUUCAAUGUCACGAGCAACAUUUAGGCAUUGCCAAGGCCCUGGAAAACAAACGGGAGGAAGCCAGGGCCUACAGUAACCUAGGCAGUGCCUACCACUACCAUCGCAACUUUGACAAGGCCAUGUCCUACCACACGCAUGUUCUAGAGCUUGCUCAGGAGCUGGAGGAAAAGUCCAUCGAGAUGAGAGCCUACGCAGGGCUGGGUCAUGCCGCCAGAUGUAUGCAAGACUUGGAGAGGGCCAAGCAGUAUCAUGAACAGCAGCUGUCUAUUGCUGAGGGACUGAAGGACAGGGCUGCAGAGGGAAGGGCCUCGUCCAACUUGGGCAUCAUCCACCAAAUGAAAGGGGACUAUGAAACUGCACUGAAACUCCACAAAACACACUUAGCCAUUGCUCAGGAGCUAAAUGACUAUGCUGCUCAGGGCCGAGCUUAUGGUAACAUGGGCAAUGCCUACAAUGCCCUUGGAGCCUUCGACCAGGCUGUCCGCUACCAUCGUCAGGAACUGCAGAUCUCUAUGGAAGUCAAUGACCGAGCUUCGCAGGCCUCCACCCAUGGCAACCUGGCAGUGGCUUACCAAGCCCUUGGUGCUCAUGAUCGUGCACUACAACAUUACCAGAACCAUCUCAACAUCGCCCGGGAGCUCAGAGAUGUCCAAAGUGAGGCACGAGCUCUAGGAAACCUAGGGAACUUCCACUGCUCUCGAGGGGAGUUUCCUCAGGCUGUGCCCUACUAUGAGCAGUACCUCCAGCUGUCCCCUGAACUCCAAGACAUGGAAAGUGAGGGCAAAGUUUGUCACAACCUGGGUUAUGCCCACUACUGCUUGGGAAACUACCAGGAUGCUGUAAAGUACUAUGAACAGGACCUAGCUCUGGCAAAAGAUCUCCAUGACAAGUUGAGUCAGGCAAAGGCCUACUGUAACCUUGGUCUGGCUUUCAAAGCCUUAGGGGACUUUACUAAAGCUGAGGAGUGUCAGAAGUACUUGUUGUCUUUGGCUCAAUCCUUGAACAAUGCGCAAGCUCGCUUUAGAGCUUUAGGCAACCUGGGAGACAUAUUUGUCUGUAAAAAGGAUGUUGCUGGAGCCAUUCAGUUCUAUGAGCAACAACUGGCUUUGGCUCACCAGGUAAAGGAGCGUAGAAUGGAGGCAUGUGCCUACGCUGCCCUUGGAGCCACAUACAGACUUGUGCAGAAAUAUGACAAAGCCCUGGGUUAUCACACCCAAGAGUUAGAAGUAUACCAAGAACUCUGCGAUGUCUCUGGAGAGUGCAAAGCUCAUGGCCACCUGGCGGCCGUCUACAUGGCCCUCGGGAAGUAUGCUAUGGCUUUUAAGAGCUACGAGGAGCAGUUAGAGCUCAGUCGGAGGUUGAAGGACCCUGUUGUGGAGGCCCAAGUCUAUGGCAAUAUGGGUAUUACAAAAAUGAAUGUAGGGGUGAUGGAAGAAGCAAUUGGAUACCUAGAGCAGCAGCUGGCUACUUUGCAGCAGCUGAGUGGAAACGAAGCAGUAAUGGACCGGGGCAGAGCCUAUGGAAACCUGGGGGACUGUUAUGAGGCCCUGGGAGACUUUGAGGAAGCCAUCAAGUACUAUGACCAGUAUUUAUCUGUGGCUCAGAGCCUAAAUCGCCUGCAGGACCAGGAGAAAGCUUAUAGAGGCUUAGGCAAUGGACACAGGGCUAUGGGGAACCUGCAGCAGUCGCUGGUGUGCUUUGAGAAGCGGCUGGUUGUGGCACACGAACUCGGCGAGUGUGGAGGCAAAGCUCAGGCCUAUGGUGAGCUUGGCGCUCUCCACAGCCAACUGGGCAAUUACGAGCAGGCCAUUUCCUGCCUGGAACGUCAGCUGGCCAUUGCUCGUGAAACCCGGGAUAGGUUACUAGAAGGCGAUGCCAGCUGUGGCCUGGGUGCGGUUUACCAAGCGAUGGGAGAAUAUGAGACAGCUCUGCGGUGCCACCAAAGUGAUCUGGAGAUUGCAGAAGAGGCAGGAAGCACCGUGCGCCAGGCCCGCGCCUAUGGAAACUUGGGCCUCACCUAUGAAUCCCUCGGAAACUACGAGCGGGCGGUGGUGUUCCAAGAACAGCACCUAAGUGUAGCGGCUCAGACUAACGACCUGGCUGCCAAGACAUUGGCCUACGGCAGCUUGGGAAGAACACACCAUGCGCUGCAGAACUACUCACAAGCUGUCAUGUACCUGCAGGAAGGCUUACGGCUGGCAGAGCAGCUGGCUCGACGCGAGGAUGAAGCUAAGAUCCGCCAUCGUCUGGGGCUAUCCCUCUGGGCUAGUGGGAACCUGGAGGAGGCCCAACACCAGCUUUACCGUGCAUCUGCAUUGUUUGAGACCAUCCGCCAUGAAGCCCAGCACAGCACAGACUAUAAACUCUCCCUGUUUGACCUGCAAACAUCUUGCUACCAGGCUCUCCAAAGAGUCCUCGUCAGCCUUGGACACCACGACGAGGCCCUGGCAGUGGCAGAGCGAGGCCGCACUCGAGCCUUUGCCGACCUCCUGGUGGAGAGGCAGACAGGCCAGCAGGACUCAGACCCUUACACGCCAGUAACGGUGGAGCACAUCCUGGACACUGUCAGCAGUCAGAGGGCGUUGGUGCUUUACUUCUCCAUGGCUGCAGGCUACCUGUACAGCUGGUUGCUGGCUCCGGGAGCAGGCAUCCUGAAGUUUCAUGAAGUUUAUUUAGGUGAGGGCGUCUCAGAAGGAGGGUCAGAUUUCCAGGACGGAGGUGGGAGUGGAGUGGUCGGUGGCUCCUCGCUGGAGCAGCACAUUGCCAGCGCCCGGGAGGCUCUAGGUGUUGAGUCUUACUACAGCAGAGGAUGUUCAAACAGCGAGACGGAGAGCGAGGCUGGAGAUUUGUUGGACCAACAAUUCGAGGAGCUCAACAACAAGCUUAACUCGGUCACCGAUCCAACGGGCUUCCUGCGCAUGGUGUCAAGAAAUAACCUGUUCAACAGGAGCUGCCAGAGUAUGACCAGCCUGUUCAGUAACACCAUGUCUCCAGCCAAAGAUGGUAGCUCUUCGCUGCCCCGUCGCUCUAGCAACCUCGGAAAACCUCCACUCCGGGCACUUUAUGAUCUACUUAUUGCACCCAUGGAAGGGGGCCUGAUGCACUCAAGCGGGCCUGUUGGCAGACAUAGACAGCUGGUGAUGGUGCUGGAGGGAGAACUUUACCUCAUCCCGUUUGCCUUGCUCAAAGGAAGCUCCUCAAAUGAAUAUCUGUACGAGCGUUUCAGCCUCAUCGCUGUGCCCUCUAUCCAUGGCCUUGGAUCCAGUGCGAAGGCAUAUUCCCGGCGUCCUGGACCAGCUCCAUGUGGUGGGAUCUCAAUGGCAGCAGUGGUGGGCAACCCCAAACUGCCCUCACCCGUGAUGGACCGCUGGCUCUGGGGGCCUAUGCCCUCCGCAGAGGAGGAAGCUCUGAUGGUUGCCGAGCUGCUGGGAUGCCAACCCCUGGCUGGUUCUUCUGCCACUAAGGAGAGAGUGAUGAGUGCCCUCACACAGGCUGAGUGUGCCCAUUUUGCCACCCACAUUUCCUGGAAACUGGCAGCCCUGGUGCUCACCCCAAACUCUGAGGUGGGGCCUGGAGGAGCAAAUGCCAGCGUGGGGACAAUGGGUCGGGGUGCAGGCGGAAGGAGAGGCAGCAACAGUCGAAGCAGGAAGGGCUCCAUAAGCAGCGGUUACACCAUCCCAGAGUCCUUCCACAUGCAGGACGACAGCAGUGAUGUGGAGAGCAUCUGUGACAGCCCUCCACUGCAGGAGUUCCUGCUCACAGCUGCAGAUAUAUUGGACCUCAGGUUACCAGUCAAGCUGGUGGUGCUUGGGUCGUACCAGGAGUCCAGCAGCAAGGUCACGGCGGAUGGUGUGGUUGGACUGACCAGAGCCUUCCUGGCUGCUGGUGCUCAGUGCGUCCUGGUGUCUUUGUGGCCCGUCCCUGUCGCAGCCUCCAAAGUAUUUGUCCAUGCUUUCUACUCUGCCUUGCUCAAUGGAACCAAGGCUAGUGCCGCACUGGCAGAUGCCAUGAAAACUGUCCAGAGCAGCAAGCAGUACUCACAUCCGUCCAAUUGGGCAGGUUACAUGCUGAUUGGUAAUGACGUGAAGCUUAACAGCCCAUCUUCUCUGAUUGGCCAAGCUUUGGCUGAAAUUUUACAAUACCCAGAUCGAGCUCGAGAUGCUUUGAGAGUUUUACUCCAUCUGGUGGAAAAGUCUCUACAGCGGAUCCAAAAUGGCCAGCGAAAUUCCAUGUAUACAUCGCAGCAGAGUGUGGAGAACAAAGUAGGGGGCGUCCCCGGGUGGCAGGCCCUGCUAACGGCUGUGGGUUUCCGGCUGGACUCUGUAGGCACUGGGAUGCCAGCUGCAGUCUUUUUUCCCACUGCGGACCCAGGGGACAGACUCCAGCAGUGCAGCAAUACUUUACAGUCACUACUAGGUCUGCCGCCGCCAGCUCUCCAGGCUAUGUGCAAACUCAUCACGGCUUCAGAGGCAGGAGAGCAGCUCAUCAACCGGGCGGUUAAAAACAUGGUGGCGAUGCUUCAUCAGGUGCUUGUCCAACUCCAAACAGGAGAGAAAGAGCAGGACUUUUCUGUGCUGCCCAUCCAAGUGUCCAUCAGUGUACAGUUAUGGAGACUACCGGGAUGCCACGAAUUCCUGGCUGCUCUUGGAUUUGAUUUAUGUGAGGUGGGCCAAGAAGAAGUGGUGCUGAAGACUGGCAAAAUGGCCAAUCGCCGCACCUUGCACUUUGCUCUUCAGUCCCUUUUGGCGCUGUUUGACUCCACAGAACUGCCGAAGCGUCUAAGCCUGGAUAGCUCAUCUUCCCUUGAGUCCUUAGCUUCUGCACAGUCUGUGUCCAACCCUUUGCCCAUGGCAUACUCAAGCCUGCCAUUCUCUCCUCCUUGCCUGGACAAUCAAGCAUCAGAUGCCAUAUCUGUCUAUAGCCUCAGCUCUGUGGCGUCCUCCAUGAGCUUUGCCUCCAAGUCAGAUUGUGAUUUUCUUAGUCAUCGGCAGCGCGGCGGGGCCACAGCACACUAUUCUCUCCACAAACACCCUCAUGUUCCACGUAGUCAUUCAUCCCCUCAUGGUGCAGCUGCUGCUGGGGCAGGGGCCCGAGGGGACGAAGAGGAGUAUGAAGGCUUUUCCAUUAUCAGCAGCGAGCCGCUUGGAACACAUUGUGACUCUCUGCCUUUGCCGCCAGGACACAGCCAGCGGCACCACAGAGGAGGAAGGGGGCUUGGGGGUUCCAGCACAGGGGCCGGAAGAGGCUACUCUGUGUCCGUCUCAUCAAGGGGCAGUGUCAGUACCCCAACGUCCCCCAUUAAGCCGGCGUUGGUGCCUAGCCCAAACUCACCAUUUCAGAAGGUGGGUAAGGUGAGCAGCUCAGAUACGGGUGAGUCGGACCAGUCCAGCACAGAGACAGACAGCACAGUCAAGUCUCAGGAAGAAAAACCAGCCCCCCUCAAUCCUCAGGAGCUGGCCCAGAAAAUCCUGGAAGAGACUCACAGCCACUUGCGUGCAGUAGGUAGUCUUCAGAGGCUAGGCGCUGAUGGUGGUACAGCUGCUGCAAACUCAACGAGGAGCAGCGCAUUUCGCUCUUCUGAAACUAGCGCAUUCAGCCGUCCCAGCAGCAGUGCUAGUGGCCGAGCUCAGUCUUCCCCAAGACCCAAGCCUCCCUCCCGUUCUUCCUCCCUGCAGAAGAUAAGCUCCGGUUACAACAGCCCUGCUGUCUCGGAAUCGUCCCAAAAGGACGACAGUCAUACAUCACCAACUUUAGACAGCAUUGCACAGUUCAAAUUGAAGUACCCGAGUUCUCCAUACAGUGGCCACAUCUCUCGCUCCCCCAGUAAUGUAUCUCCUAGUUCUGGUCACCAGUCUCCUGCUGGAAGUGCUCCUUCUCCUGCUCUGUCCUACUCAUCCACGGGCUCUUCCUGUUCUGCAUCUGUCGACGCUCCGGAUUUGGACCGACUAAGAAGAGGUGUCAUUGAUGAAAAAGUUCAAGCUAUCCACAAUCUUAAAACAUUUUGGGCAAAUGCUGCAGCUCAACAACAGCAUCUCGGUCCCGUCAAAGCUGUUCACAACACUUCUGGAUCUCUUGCUUCUGCCAGUAAAGAUGUUUUGAGCCUUCUGAACCUGUCCCCACGCCGCUGCUCCCCCAACGACUGCCAGGACAACCUGGAACUGCGGGAGUUGGGACUGUCGUCACUGGAUAGGGGUAGCAAGAACUCUUCCAAUGGGAACCACUGCCCCAACUCCAGAAAACUAACCUCGUCCCCCACUGUUUCCACAAGCAGCAGCCCCGGGGCUCGUUCCAUCCGACUACCAGCAGGAAACGGAUACAAAUUCCUGUCACCUGGAAGAUUUUUUCCUUCAUCGAAAUGCUGAAACAUUUGAACAGUCCAGUAAUUUUGGCUGUGAAUCACACUCUUGUGUGUUGGAGAGGAAAGUCAAUCUUUGAGGACUACCAUUGGUCCGCCAAAUGACAGACUUUUUUGUUGUUUGUUUGGGGUGUGUGUUACUGUGGAGGCACAUGAAUGCAUAAGAGACUAUCCCGUCUUUGUGCCCAUAACACUGUAAAUGGCAAUGAGGAUUAUUCAACGACCUGAUACUGUGUUUGUGCGUAACUGUGUGUCAGGUAGAUGUAAAUGCCGUUUUUUUCUCCUCCCCAGAACGUUGCUGUUUGUGAAGGCCAAAAUACAAAUAGCUAAGACUGAUUUCCUCCACUCUACAUUUGUUUUCAUUUUAACUUGUUAUUGUUAUUAUUGCUUUUAUUGUUGUUAAUAUUAUAAUUAUUAUGGUUUUGUAAAUUAAUUUUUGUUUCACACAGUAUUAAGUGAUUUUAUAUUAUUAUAAAGUGAACCGACCUGUACCAUGUAAAGAUUGAUGGAUUUGGGGGGAGGGGGAGAGAUUUAAUAUUUUUUACUGAAAUCAAAAAGGGCAUUUUGCCUGAUUUCUUUGUGAGCUGAGUGUCUGCUCUGAAGCAUGGAUUCUCUUGCUAUUACGUGUUAAGUACCAUGUAUGACUUUUUAGCCCAUGAAUUUUGAGAUUAAACACCAAACAGAUUCACAACAACCAUCUGUCAUUUAUCAGUAAACUGUUUAAAUAAAAAAAAAUAAUCCUG